AUGGAUUACGAGAGGAUACACAAAGUGCAGACUGGUAUAAUAUCUCCCAGUAAGCUGAGGAUGAAGCUCUUAGGAGCUCACCAUCACAGAAUGAAGGAUGGAUCAAAUAAUAAUUCUCCAAGAACAUCUCCUUCCAAGCUUGAGGAUACUGAAUUUGUCAAGAACAGCUUAUUAGCUUCCAAUUGUGGAGAUUUCAGUGAAGAAGUUGCAGCUCCAAACUUAGAAGUUGCAUCUGUUUACUUGCCAGGUGAGGCAGUGUUGGACCUCUCCCAAGCUGGUCAGGUAUCUGGCCAGCAGAUGGAGACGUUACGCAAGGAAAUUGGUGACACUGGUCGUGUUAAAAUGCAGCCGUUUACAAAGUGUGAAAAGGGCAAUUCAAGUGCAGUUCACCCUGUCAGAACAGUAGAAGAUGAGAAUCUUGAUUACGAUAGCAAUGCUAGUUCAUCUAGCUUUGAGUUUCAUAAUGAGAGAUCGUUAAAUAAUCAACUUUCAAGACGAUUUUCAAGGCCUAUGCCUUCUAAGUGGAAUGAUGCAGAGAAAUGGAUAAUGAAGAGGCAGAAUGUACAACCUAAUUAUGUUAAGAAGAAUACUUCUUUACACAACCAAGCUAAUCGGUCUUCAGUAGCAAUUAUGGAGAAGGUUGCUCCAGAGUUGUCAAAUUAUGAUCCUAAAUUAUCAAAUAGCAGGGUCGCAGACGCUAAGCAUGUAGAUUUCUGCCAGCCUUCUUCACAACUGGGUUUUGAAAAAUUCUCUUUCAUUCCUCCUGGAUCUCCCACCAUUUCCGGUCAAGCAUAUGGGGUUAACACCCUAGUCGAUCAAUGUGCUCAGAGUACAGAUUUGAAGGAAAUGGAUCAAAGGGAAUUAUCUUGUACAGAUAGUUCAGCACAAGAUUCAGCAGUUGUUCCUGUCAUAAGAUCAGUCUGUAUGAGGGAUAUGGGAACGGAAAUGACCCCUGGUACAAGUCAAGAGCCUUCAAGGACUGCUACACCUGUAGGCGCAACAACGCCAUUCCGCAGCCCAACUUCUUCAAUCCCAUCUACUCCCCAAAGACAAGCACCAGCACCGACGCCCAUGGAGCAUAGCACCGAUGGUGAUACACAACAUGCCACUGGAAAUGGCAAAAAAGAACUGAAUGAGCAAGAAUUGAAACUAAAGACGAGGAAAGAGAUUAUGGCCCUUGGUGUUCAGCUUGGCAAGAUGAAUAUUGCUGCUUGGGCAAGUAAAGAUGACCAGGAAAAACUUACUCCACUUGAAACUGCUGAAACGGAGGAGCUUGAGCAGAUCGAAUUUUUAAAACGUGCUGCUGCAUGGGAGGAGGCUGAAAAAUCUAAACACACAGCAAGAUAUAAACGUGAAGAAAUCAAAAUCCAAGCAUGGGAAAAUCAGCAGAAAGUGAAACUAGAAGCAGAGAUGCGGAGAAUAGAGGCUCGAGUUGAACAAAUACAAGCCCAAGCACAUGCGAAGAUGGCGAAGAAGAUGGCUAUGACAAGGCAGAUAUUGGAAGAGAAACGAGCUGCAGCUGAAGCCAGAAAAAAUCGAGAUGCUGAAAGAACUGCAGACCAAGCAGAAUAUAUUCGUCUAACAGGACGAAUGCCAUCAUCCCAUUACAUUUGCUGUGGUUGGUUUUGA
Messenger RNA from Dovyalis caffra, 1629 nucleotides. The record is from the annotation of a GenBank genome assembly. Lineage: Eukaryota; Viridiplantae; Streptophyta; Magnoliopsida; Malpighiales; Salicaceae.